GCAAUGCUCAUCAAGAAGUUAUCAAGCAAUUUCUGUCUUUGAUGGAAAAUGUUGAUGAUAGAAUGAAGGAAACAUUUCAGUUUCUGGGGUAGCUGCAUAGUUGUGAAACUUGGCAAAGAGUUACAGAAAAGCUUAGUUGGCACUUGCUGGUUUGGUCUUUUUGAUUAGUUACUGAAACAGGAUGCUAGCUUGUUAGUGAUCAUUUAACGGUGAGGUGGUACAGUUGAAUUGUAAGACCAUCAUGAAUGAUUUGUAGAUUUGAUAUUAACUAUACAAGCAGGAAAUGAAAAUUUUUUUUUUUUGGUACAUAGGAGGCCACAGCUUGGGGAUAGGAGAAGGGAUUGCAGGUGUUGGGAUUUGAACUUCAGACUUACCGGAUGUCACCUUUUAAAGAACAUGCACAAUGGGUAUCCAACUGAACCUUUAGUGCGGUUUCUCAAGGCAAGAGACUGGAACGUUCAGAAAGCUCAUAAAAUGUUAAUUGAUUGCUUGCAAUGGAGACUACAGAAUGAGAUUGACAACAUAUUAGCAAAACCAAUUAUUCCCACUGACUUGUAUAGAGCAGUACGAGAUUCUCAUCUUGUAGGAUUGUCGGGUUACUCAAAAGAGGGUCUUCCUGUCAUUGCUAUCGGUGCUGGGCUCAGCACAUAUGAUAAAGCAUCUGUGAAUUACUAUGUACAGUCACACAUUCAAAUGAACGAAUAUAGAGAUCGUGUAGUAUUGCCUACGGCCACAGAAAAGUAUGGACAGCAUAUUAGCAAAUGUGUGAAGGUUUUGGAUAUGACUGGCUUGAAGCUUUCAGCAUUGAACCAAAUAAAGCUAUUGACUACAAUAGCAAAAAUUGAUGACUUGAAUUAUCCCGAGAAGACAGCAACAUACUAUAUUGUCAAUGUGCCAUACAUAUUUUCAGCAUGUUGGAAGACUGUAAAACCUCUUGUGCAAGAAAGGACGAAGAGAAAAAUUCAGGUGCUUCAAGGUUGUGGAAGGGAUGAGUUACUGAAAAUAAUGGAUUAUUCCUCCCUCCCACAUUUUUGUCGAAAAGAAGGUUCUGGAUCCUCGCGUCACAGCAGCAAUGUAGCCAUAGAUAAUUGUUUCUCAUUGGAGCAUACCUUCCAUCAACAGCUUUACAAUUACAUAAAGCAGCAAGCUACGCUUACAGCGACUGGUUUGCCGAUCAAACAGGGGUCAGUUCAUGUAGAUUUUCCGGAGCCUGAUCCAGAAGGUACCAAAAUUGCAAAGACUAUCGAAUCUGAGUUCAACAGGCUUGCAGAUCAGAAUGGUCUAUGCAACUCAUUAAAUGGUCUUAAAGUAGAUGGUGAUUAAUUUUAGACAUAUUGAUUACAUAUUUGUUGCCAAUAUGAUAUGAAAAGUCAGCACUUGACGGCCAAAGGCUCAUCUACAUUCGAGUGAGAGGCCAUGCAUUUUAGUUAUCAAAUAUAAUAGCAGAGUUUUCUUGCAUCAGCUUGAUGCAGGUUUGGUAGGCAACAAAUCUGGUGUAACUUCAUACCCCACCUAGAGGUAUAUCUAAUACAUCCGUGCUUGCAAGCUAUUCAGACUUGGUUCGAUUAUUAUUGAGAAGUUUGAGUAAUUUAAUUUAUUUAGCGAGUUGAGUUUGAGUAUUUUAAUGUUUGAUUUGAGUAAUUAGCGAAUUUG
Molecule: messenger RNA, 1653 nt
Organism: Durio zibethinus
Lineage: Eukaryota; Viridiplantae; Streptophyta; Magnoliopsida; Malvales; Malvaceae
Source: RefSeq, a predicted model, not a curated record